Molecule: messenger RNA, 2336 nt
Organism: Octopus bimaculoides (California two-spot octopus)
Lineage: Eukaryota; Metazoa; Mollusca; Cephalopoda; Octopoda; Octopodidae
Product: alpha-1,2-mannosyltransferase ALG9-like
Biological process (GO): protein N-linked glycosylation
Cellular component (GO): endoplasmic reticulum membrane
Molecular function (GO): alpha-1,2-mannosyltransferase activity
Source: RefSeq, a predicted model, not a curated record
UGUACUAUUCAGUGCGGACCAGUGAUUCAGCUGGGUUAGGUUGUUUGUUCACAAAAAGCUUUAUGGGGGCCUCAAGUAAACGAAGAGGCGGCGAUCAAAGGAAACGUGUUGUCGAAGCUACCUCUAAUGUACGACAAAAUAACAUCAAAAAUAAUGAUGUGGUCAGUAUUCCACAAGAUGAACCCUGGACUCCAGGAAGCCAUGCUGCUUUCAAAAUACUGAUGUCUGCACGCUUAUGUGCUGCCCUCUGGACCGGAAUUUCUGAUUGUGAUGAGACAUACAAUUACUGGGAACCUACGCACUACUUAUUGUUUAACAAAGGUUUCCAAACAUGGGAAUAUUCUCCAUCUUACGCUAUCCGUUCCUAUGCCUAUUUGACUCUACAUGCUUUUCCAAUGAAAAUCUAUGCUUUUAUCAAUGUAAAUAAGAUCUUUUUAUUUUAUUUCCUGAGAUGUAUCCUUGCUAUUGCAUGCUCUGUGACAGAGUUAUAUUUUUAUAAUGGAGUGUGUAAGCUGUUUGGUGCCAAAGUGGGACGUUUGAUGCUAUGGUUUAUGUUGUUUAGCACAGGGAUGUUCAUAUCCUGUUCAUCUUAUCUUCCCAGCAGUUUCUCUAUGUAUCUUAUUAUGGUUGCUAUGGGAGCCUGGUAUCAGAAGUCUUACCAUUUUGCUAUUUUGUCUGUUGCUGCUAGUGCCUUUAUUGGCUGGCCCUUUUCAGCAGUCCUUGGGAUACCCAUUGCUUGUGAUGUUCUCAUGAAAAAGAAAAUAAGUUACUUCAUCUACUGGUGUUUUGUUGCACUGCUUCUGUUUUUGCUCCCUGUGGUUGUUAUUGACAGUUAUUAUUAUGACAAAUUGGUUAUUGCUCCUUUGAAUAUCAUCCUUUAUAAUAUUUUCACUGAACACGGACCCGAUAUUUACGGAACAGAACCAUUUUCUUUCUAUUUUCUCAAUGGCUUCCUAAACUUUAAUAUUGCAUUUUUGUUGGCCCUCAUAUGUCUUCCAAUAGCAGUGAGUAUUUGCUUUUACACCCACUACACUCUCUGAGUGGUUGGCGUUAGGAAGGACAUUCCUUUGUGGCUGUCAAUGGGUCCCAUGUUUAUUUGGAUCAUCAUAUUCUUUACAAGACCUCAUAAGGAAGAACGUUUUCUUUAUCCAAUCUAUCCAUUUUUUGCCCUUGGUGCUGCUAUUUCAAUCACCUAUAUGGAGGACGUAUUGUCUUCAUUGUUCUCGUCCAAGAAGUCUUCAUCCUCUGACAGUUACCAUUUUCUCUCAGUAAUUUGUGCUGCAAUUUUCACUGUUCUUUCUGUUUCCAGAACUCUUCAGCUUUAUCAAGGUUAUCAUGGCCCAAUGGAUGUAUAUCUGGAGCUGAAUCAGAUUGCCAGUAAACCAGAAAUCCAUACUAUGUCCACAGAUAAACAAGUCAAUGUGUGUAUGGGUAAAGAAUGGUAUCGUUUCCCAAGCAGUUUUUUUCUUCCCCACGACAAUUGGCAUUUACGCUUCAUAAAGUCAGAGUUCAAAGGUCAGUUACCCAAACCCUAUUAUCAAGGACCCGAUUCAACUUCGACAAUCCCUUCACACAUGAAUGACAUGAACAUGGAAGAACCAACCCGCUACAUUAACAUAAGUAAGUGCCAUUAUUUGAUAGACCUGGAUGUGCCUACAGAAACCAAACUGGAACCAAGAUAUUCCAAAAAAACUCAGGAGUGGAAAAUUUUAGUGUCAUCAAAAUUUCUAUAUCCACAACUAUCCCACCGAAUAUUCCGAGCAUUCUACAUUCCGUUUAUUUCCAGUGAUUACUGUACAUAUCUCAACUAUAACUUGCUGAAAGCCAUACGUCCAACACGACCCAGUAGCAAUCGAGAACAUUUAUAGUUGGCCUCUUCAGAUGGUCUGCUCCCUCUCUCUCUUAUUCUCUCUCUUCACUAAUGCCCCUUUCUAGCCAGAGAACCAUUGAUUUUUCCAAACAAUCGUUAGUAAAUUACAAACCAAACUCUACAUCAUGUCUUACAGUAAUUAAUCUCUGUUCAAUAUUUAAGAGAUGAGAAAUUAUGUAAAUUUGACGGAUAUUUCUCUUCUUCUUGUUUGUUCUUAACACAACGUUUUGGCUGAUAUACCCUCCAGCCUUCAUCAGGUGACUUGGGGAAAUUUCGAACCUGGGUUCUCAUUCCUAACGUAUUUUUCCGAUGUUAUUUUUAUUAUUAUUCAGAUCACUGCCUGGUAUCAAACUCAGGCAUAUUGCGUAGUGGUUAAGAGCGUGGGCUACUAACCCCAAGAUUCCGAGUUCGAUUCCAGGCAGUGACCUGAUUAAUAAAUAAUGACAUCAGAAAAUACCUUAGGAAU